Colletotrichum higginsianum IMI 349063 is the source of this 486-nucleotide messenger RNA. RefSeq lists its product as uncharacterized. Bases 1 to 486 code for a protein of 161 amino acids. The transcript has a single exon. Lineage: Eukaryota; Fungi; Ascomycota; Sordariomycetes; Glomerellales; Glomerellaceae. The record is from RefSeq and is a predicted model, not a curated record.
AUGCUCCCGCCAAAAGCAAAGUUCGUCCGCGAGAUCGAGCGCGGACGGCACGACAAGACCGCCCGUCCGUUCCCCGCGCCGAAGCCCCACUGUACCUUCGGCUCGCCCCCGCCCCCGGACACGACCUACUUCGCCCGCGUCCUCCGCCGCUGUCGACACGACGACCACAAUGACGACUCCUACCCUUACGCGCCGACGUUGCCCAUCUACGAAAAGGAGUCCGACACCGCGAGCCUCUUCACGGUGCGCCGCGGGGGCGUCUACACGGAACGCCGGGGUUCCCGGGGUUACGCCGGCUCCGGGAGGUGGAGCCUCAGCAGUUACGGGUCCUUCGACGUCGCCAGGUACCGUCGAGACCUCGCGGCGGCGACGGCGAGGCGGCGGCGGUGGUUAACUUUUCUCGCGUUCGCGCUCGCGGGGCUGGUCCUCAUCUUCGGGGCGGGCGUCCUGGCGUUUGUCCUCAUGUCGGUCCCGAGAGGGGAAUGA